Messenger RNA from Erigeron canadensis, 3105 nucleotides. Its product is annotated as leucine-rich repeat receptor protein kinase HPCA1-like. Lineage: Eukaryota; Viridiplantae; Streptophyta; Magnoliopsida; Asterales; Asteraceae. Gene Ontology annotation, molecular function: protein kinase activity; ATP binding; protein binding. Gene Ontology annotation, biological process: protein phosphorylation. Bases 1 to 2892 code for a protein of 963 amino acids. The record is from RefSeq and is a predicted model, not a curated record. The transcript has 19 exons.
AUGGAACUCUGGGUAUAUUGUCGAGUGUUGUUGUGUUGUUUGUUUAUUCUCAUGGUGGAAGUUCAGGUGAUUGUGGGUGAUACUCAUCCUGAUGAUGCGGAGGCACUACGGGCACUAGAAGACCAGUGGCAGAAUACACCACCAAGCUGGAAAAGGUCGAACGAUCCAUGUUCAUCAUGGGAAGGCGUCAACUGCACUGACAAUAGGGUGAUUGGACUGAGCUUGGCGAGUAUGGGAAUAGUAGGUCAACUCGUUGGUGACAUUGGCGGGCUAUCUGAACUCACGUUCUUGGACUUAUCAUAUAAUGGCGGCAUAACAGGUCCAAUCUCCCCGCGGAUAGGAGAUUUGAAAAAUCUCGAUACACUCAUUCUUCAAGGUUGUGGCUUCACCGGUAGCAUUCCAUCUGAACUUGGAAACCUCAAAAAGUUAUCUUAUUUGGCUUUGAACACAAACAACUUAACAGGAGAAAUCCCUCCAUCUUUAGGAUAUUGUUCCAAUCUUUACUGGUUGGAUAUUGCGGAAAACCAAUUGACAGGAUCUAUUCCGUUUUCCUCUCUUGCAUCACCGGGUUUGGAUAUGCUAAAACAUGCUAAGCAUUUUCAUUUCAAUAAGAACAAGCUAUCAGGAACAAUUCCUUCUCAAAUUUUCGACUUUGACAUGGUUCUAAUACACGUAUUGUUUAACGGGAACCAGUUCACUGGAGAAAUUCCUAAUACGAUUGGACGUGUCAAGACACUAGAGGCCCUUCGACUUGAUAGAAAUGCAUUGGAAGGUGAGGUGCCACCAACCUUAAACCAGCUCUCAAGUCUCAGCGAAUUACAAUUAAGCUACAACAAACUAUCAGGAGCUUUGCCCAAUCUAAGUGGAAUGAAAUCUCUCACUUAUGUAGACUUGAGCAACAACUCCUUUGACGGCUCUGACCCUCCGCUGUGGUUUUCUACAUUACCAUCUUUAGGCACACUCAUUAUGGAAUCUGGAUCACUUACAGGGAAGUUACCACAAGCGCUUUUCAGCUCAUCAGGAACUCAAAUAGUGAGACUGAAGAACAACAAUCUCAACGAUACAUUGGUUAUGGGCGAUAUCAUUGGCGGCCGACUUCAACUUGUAGAUCUGCAAAGCAACAAUAUUACCAACGUGACACUCAGUACGGAAUUCAAAAGCAAACUCGAACUCUAUGGGAACCCCGUUUGCCAGGAUGCCCUUAAGCAAACUACAUAUUGCCAACUUCAACAAUCAACCUCAACAUAUUCUACGAGUUUAGCUGAAUGUGGGGCCAAAUCAUGUCAGCUUGAUCAGAAAUUAAGCCCUCAAAGUUGUGAAUGUGCUUAUCCCUAUGAAGGCAAUAUGAUCUUCCGGGCACCAUCAUUUGGUGGUCUAUCUAAUGAUACCUUGUGGCAUUCCUUAGAAUCAAGCCUUUCAACGAAACUAGGCCUCCCUACGGGAUCAGUUGCCCUUCAGAACCCGUUCUUUAACGUCGACGAUAAUCUUCAGUUGAAUGUUCAGUUCUUUCCAUCAAAAAGUAAGCAUUUUACAAGACCAGAGGUCCAGAAUAUGGGAUUUUCCUUGAGUAAUCAAACUUACAAGCCACCAGCAGAAUUUGGACCAUAUUUCUUCAUUGCAUUUCCUUAUUCCUUCGCAGAUGGCCAUGGAGGCAAUAUUGGAGUUGGUGCUGUGAUUGGGAUCUCCAUUGGUUGCACCUUGUUAAUCCUUCUGCUUAUUGUGCUUGUGUUAUACGCAGUUCAACAAAAGAAAAGAGCUGAAAAAGCCAUCAGUUUAAGCAAACCUUUUGGAUCAUGGGUUCCAAGUACUAAAGACAGUGGAGGUGCACCACAGUUGAAAGGAGCCAGAUGGUUCUCUUAUGACGAGCUUAAGAAAAGCACAAGUAACUUCGCUGAAGUUAACCAGAUAGGAUCUGGUGGCUACGGGAAGGUUUAUAAAGGAGUGAUACCAGGCGGGCAGAUUGUCGCAAUCAAAAAAGCUCAACAAGGGUCCAUGCAAGGAGGGCUCGAGUUUAAAACUGAAAUUGAGUUGCUUUCACGAGUUCAUCACAAGAACCUAGUUGGCCUUGUUGGCUUUUGUUUUGAGCAAAAAGAGCAGAUGUUGGUUUACGAAUAUAUGCACAAUGGGACCCUUAGAGAAAGCUUAUCAGGUAAAUCGGGUAUUCAUCUCGAUUGGAAGAGGAGACUUCGUGUUGCACUUGGUUCUGCUAGAGGUUUAGCUUAUCUACAUGAGCUUGCAGACCCUCCAAUCAUCCAUAGAGAUAUCAAGUCUACCAAUAUUCUUUUAGAUGAAAAAUUAACUGCAAAAGUUGCAGAUUUCGGUCUGUCUAAGCUAGUUGAUGACUGUGAGAAGGGCCAUGUCUCGACUCAAGUUAAGGGUACCCUGGGAUAUCUUGAUCCUGAAUACUACAUGACACAACAGUUAACAGACAAGAGCGAUGUGUACAGUUUUGGGGUGGUGAUGCUUGAACUAAUAACUGCUAAACAACCUAUCGUAAAAGGGAAGUAUAUUGUGCGUGAAGUGAGACUAGCAAUGGACAUGACCAACGAAGAGGAAUAUGGAUUGAAAGAAAUGAUUGAUCCAAAUCUCAGAGACUCAUCUUUCUUAACGGGUUUUGGGAGGUUUGUACUACUAGCAAUGCAAUGUGUCGAAGAAGCUGCUGCAGACCGUCCAACUAUGAGUGAUAUAGUGAAGACACUCGAGACCAUUUUAAAGAGUGACGGGCUCCAAACUAGUUCUACAUCGACAUCUUCAUCUGCCAAUGAGUUUGGAUCGGUUAGAGGUGCUCCGCCUACACAUCCUUACAAUGAAGGUGUGCUAAAAAGGAACGAUAGUGAUGCCUUUGAAUACACUGCCGGAUAUGAUAUCAGUGCAAACAGUGAACGUACCUAAGUAACGUAUGUUUAUAUACAUUAUAUAUAUGGCACUCUUUGUUACAUAUUCUUCUGUGUAUUUUUUCGGGUUGAUCCAAUAUCUGUCCUAAGGGACUAUUGGCUGCACAAUUUUUAGGAACCUACUUAUAAAACUACAUAUAUUUUCUGACAUUAAUUUUUUCUGUAAUAUGGAAAUUGUAAUCUAGCAACUUACUAUACCUUGGAAUUUGGA